CUGCGUCAAGCCAAGAGGAUCGUGGUUAAACUUGGCAGUGCUGUGGUCACUCGUGGGGAUGAGUGUGGCUUGGCUUUGGGAAGGCUGGCUUCCAUCGUGGAGCAGGUGGCCAUGCUGCAGAAUCAAGGCAGGGAGAUGGUGAUUGUCACCAGUGGGGCUGUGGCCUUUGGUAAGCAAAGAUUAAGACAUGAGAUCCUGCUGUCCCAGAGCGUCCGGCAGGCUCUGCAUUCAGGACACAAUCAGCUAAAAGAUAUGUCUCUGUCAGUGUUGGAGGCCCGAGCCUGUGCUGCAGCCGGACAGAGCGGCCUGAUGGCUCUUUAUGAGGCCAUGUUCACCCAGUACAGCACAUGCACUGCACAGGUCCUGGUGACAAAUCUGGAUUUCCACGAUGAUGAAAAGAGGCAGAAUCUCCACAGCACUCUACAGGAGCUGCUGCGCAUGAACAUCGUGCCUAUCAUCAACACCAAUGACGCUGUGGUGCCGCCACCAGAGCCCGACAGCGACCUGCAGGGGGUAAAUGUGGGUACAGACAGCAUGGGGGCGACACUGGAGGUGGUGAGGGUGGCAGCAGGGGUGCUGAAGGGGUUAGCCGAGUCUUUAGUAUGCACAGUGAUCAGCAUUAAGGACAACGAUAGCCUGGCAGCACGCCUGGCCGUAGAAAUGAAAGCUGACCUGCUCAUCGCUCUGUCUGACGUGGAAGGACUAUACAACAGCCCCCCUGGAACAGAUGAUGCCAAGCUUAUUGACAUUUUUUACCCCGGUGACCAGCAGUCCAUCACCUAUGGCACAAAGUCUAGAGUUGGAAUUGGAGGCAUGGAGGCCAAGGUGAAGGCUGCACUUUGGGCGUUACACGGUGGCACCUCAGUGGUUAUAGCGAAUGGCACCAACCCAAAAGUAACGGGUCAUGUCAUAACUGACAUUGUUGAGGGCAAGAAGGUGGGGACUUUUUUCUCCGAAACCAAACCUGCUGGUCCUUCUGUGGAGGAGCAGACAGAAAAAGCACGGAAUUGUGGAAGAAGUCUGGCAUCUCUGCAACCAGACCAGAGAAGUGAGAUCAUCCGCCAUCUAGCAGAGCUGUUGACUGAAAGGAAGGAAAUGAUUUUGACAGCAAAUAAGAUGGACAUGGAUGUGGCUUAUAGUACAGGCCGUUUGGCUCCUGCUAUGCUGAAGCGCCUGAGCCUAUCACCGGCCAAACUUCAUAGUUUGGCUGUAGGUCUGCAUCAGAUAGCAGAGACAGCCCAGGGCACCGUCGGUCGUGUACUGCGCAGAACCAGGGUGGCUCACAAUCUGGAGUUGGAGCAGAUUACAAUUCCUAUUGGGGUUCUUCUGGUCAUCUUUGAGGCCCGGCCUGAUUGCCUGCCACAGGUGUCAGCUCUGGCAAUAGCUACUGGCAAUGCUCUCCUGUUAAAGGGUGGAAAAGAAGCUGCCAACACCAACCGUGUCUUGCACCAGCUCACUCAGGAAGCCCUCUCUAUCCAUGGAGUCAGAGAAGCCGUACAGAUGGUCAGUACUCGCGAGGAGGUGGAGGAUCUGUGCCGACUGGACAAGAUGAUUGACUUGAUUAUCCCUCGAGGUUCAUCCCAGCUGGUGCGGGACAUUCAGCGGGCUGCCAAGGGCAUACCGGUGCUUGGUCACAGUGAAGGAAUCUGUCACGUCUACAUUGAUGCAGAUGCCAGUGUUGACAAAGCCAUAAAAAUUGGUCGAGACUCUAAGUGUGAUUAUCCAGCUGCAUGUAAUGCCAUGGAAACUCUGCUAAUUCACCGGGACAUCCUCAGAGCCCCACUGUUUGACCAGAUGGUUGAUAUGCUGCGCACUGAACGGGUGAAGAUUCACGCAGGCCCACGGUUUGCCUCGUACCUGACAUUCAGCCCAUCGGAGGCCAAGUCCCUGCGGACGGAGUACGGGGACCUGGAGUGCUGUGUGGAGGUGGUGGACAGCAUGGAGGAGGCUGUAGAACACAUACAUAAGUAUGGCAGCUCCCACACUGAUGUUAUCAUCACAGAAAAUGUAAUUGAGAUUUUUCUUCCAGAGGAGACAGCUGAGCAGUUCCUUCAGAAGCUGGACAGCGCUUGUGUUUUCUGGAAUGCCAGCUCACGCUUUGCUGACGGGUACCGCUUUGGACUGGGAGCGGAGGUGGGCAUUAGCACAGCUCGUAUCCACGCCCGGGGCCCUGUGGGCCUAGAGGGGCUGCUCACCACAAAAUGGAUCCUGAGGGGCGAGGGACAUACCGUAGCUGACUUUUCAGAGCACGGCACCAGGAAGUACCUCCAUGAAAGUCUCGCUGUGGGGCAAAGAGACAACAAUUAG
Molecule: messenger RNA, 2307 nt
Organism: Menidia menidia (Atlantic silverside)
Lineage: Eukaryota; Metazoa; Chordata; Actinopteri; Atheriniformes; Atherinopsidae
Source: the annotation of a GenBank genome assembly